AAGCAGAGAGUGGAAAACAACAAAACAUCACACAACUCAGCACUCAAUUCAGACGCAGUCACUCACAGCUCCCGACUGAACAUUUUUCACUUUUCCCUCCCUCGGCGGUGGCCCAAACCCAUUUCCCCCCACCACGCAGCCAGCCGCCGAUCUUUCCUUUUUCUCGGAUUCUCCCCUGCGCCGGCGGAGAUGGGAAGCCAUCACAGAGAAGACCCACUUUCCUACCCAAACAACAUCCCUUCUUCGUCGUCCUCUCCGAUCACAGUCUCCGACUACCUCGACCCCGCCGCCGCCUUCCUCUCUUCCGACCCAUCCAACAACUCCCUCCUCGGCAGUGCAUCCAGCAGUUUCCAGAACGACCAGGGUUUCCUAACCGACGCGGCCGCCGUCGCCGCCAACAUCGACGCCGAAUUCGGUUUCUCUCGCCCGGACUUCAGGCAGAGCCCGCUUGUCGGGACCGUGAAGUACUACGAGCGCCAUGUCUUUCUGUGUUACAAGAACCCUUCUGUUUGGCCGCAGCGGAUUGAGGCUGCUGAGUUCGAUCGCCUCCCCAGGCUGCUCUCUGCUGCCGUCACUGCUACGAAGGCUUAUAUGAGGAAAGAGACCCGGCUAACAAUAUGUGAGGGACAUGAUGGGACAGAAACCUCAAAUGGGGACGUGUUAAUCUUUCCUGACAUGGUUAGAUACAGGAGGUUAACACAUUUCGAUGUUGAAACAUUUGUGGAGGAAGUGCUGGUCAAAGAUGGUGAAUGGAUGCCUGGAACUCCAGAAAAGCUUCAUGGUUGCUAUGUAUUUGUAUGCUCUCAUGCCUCCAGGGAUCGCUGUUGUGGCGUUUGUGGUCCAGCCAUAAUUGGAAGGUUUAAAGAAGAGAUAGAAGUCCGUGGUAUGCAAUCUAGAGUCUCUGUUAGUGCAUGCUCACACAUUGGGGGCCAUAAGUAUGCUGGAAACAUUAUCAUCUUCGGAUCAAGUGUCAGUGGAGGCAUCACUGGGCACUGGUAUGGAUAUGUUAGUCCAGACGAUGUGCCCAUAUUACUCGAACAACAUAUUGGCAGAGGAGAGAUUGUUGAUUGGCUAUGGAGGGGCCAGAUGGGUUUGUCAGUAGAGGACCAGAUUAGGUGGCAAGAACAACGGCUGCAACUGAAUGGGCAUGGUGAUGUGACGGAUAGCAGAGAAGUGCCACAUAGAACAACAGAUGUCGAAGCAAGUGUUGCAGCAGGCAGUGUGUCUGAAUCUGAAGCCAUUGGAGGACGCUGCCAGGAAAUCGGGAACUCUGCUUCUUACAGUCAAAAGCCUGUCUCAACAGAAACCAGCAAGCCGAAAGAAGGGAAGCUGUCUCUACUGGAGGAGAAAAAGGGCAACAAGAAGUUUAUCUCCCGUCGUAACAGUGGGAAGAAAUCCCUAGCUCAUAGAGUUUGUGGAAAGCCAACAUGGCUCGAGAGCUGGGAGCUUGAAGAUACAUAUGCAGCUGCUGCUGUGCUUUGUGCCGUUGCAUCAGUUGCCGUUGCAUACAAAUGCUAUAAACAGCUGAGUUAAAUGAUUCCAAUUGAUUUCCUUUUGUGUGUGUGCGUUUUUGUUUUUUGUUUUUUUUUUUGGUUCUUUCCCUUGCAUCUUUGUGGCAUCUAAUGUUCAUAAGCAAAACUCAUCAGUGCAAAGAAUCUGUAAAUGAAUCCUUUCCUGACAUUUGUUCUGGGUUUACGAAGUCAAAGCUUCUGUAUUUAUUCAUCCA
Linum tenue is the source of this 1726-nucleotide messenger RNA. The record is from the annotation of a GenBank genome assembly. Lineage: Eukaryota; Viridiplantae; Streptophyta; Magnoliopsida; Malpighiales; Linaceae.